This is a messenger RNA of Varroa destructor (honeybee mite), 571 nucleotides long. RefSeq lists its product as uncharacterized. NCBI's taxonomy places the organism in Eukaryota, Metazoa, Arthropoda, Arachnida, Mesostigmata, Varroidae. The record is from RefSeq and is a predicted model, not a curated record.
AUGAAAAAGAUUCCGGAUAAUACGGAUGCUACAGCUGCGCUGCAACGCAUCGCUACUGUUGUUAUCGAGAGACGCUGGCGUGGGUUCUACCCGCAGCGAUAUCAAAGCUACUUAAACAAAUUUCAACGGCGAGGGAUUACGAUGACUCAGUAUGGAAACGAACAAUGCAACAGUAAUAGCAACAAUCAUCGUGAUGAUGACGACGGCCAUUAUCAUCAUGGUGAAGAUAGUGUCCACCACUCGCCACUGCCAACGUUCAAGAAAGCGCUCCGGGUCGUUACAUCUCACAGUACGCGUACGAGGCUUCGACAUAACAGCAAACUCGGGAAGCAACGGAAGACAUACGAUUAGGUGAACAGUAAUGCCAAUGUCAAUCAUCAAGUUCAAACUAUGUUUUUAUCUCCUUCUCUCACAUUUCCUAUAUAUAUAUAUAAAUUGGAAUGCUUUGUGCAGUCUUAGGCGAUAUGAGGAAUUAAACAGAGGCAAGAUCAUAGCAGGGCUCAGGGGGCUUAAGUUACUAACUCGUUCAUACUAUUUUACGUUAUCGCGUAGAAGGAUUUCUGGGGUGCAA